Molecule: messenger RNA, 1110 nt
Organism: Medioppia subpectinata
Lineage: Eukaryota; Metazoa; Arthropoda; Arachnida; Sarcoptiformes; Oppiidae
Source: the annotation of a GenBank genome assembly
ACAGCCAGUGAUGGGUCCGCCAAACAGAAGGUCGAAGAAAUCAAAGACAUAUUCGGUUCGCAGACAAGACUCGACAAAAUGAUAGAUAUUUGCAAAAUACUCUUAAAAGAUGAGGUCCAAGAAGUCAAAGAUAACGAGCCUUUUCUCCAAGAGAUUGUCGAGAGAGUAAAACCCGAUGUAAUUCUCACGGAUCACAUCCUUGUUAUCCCAUCGUUAAUGUGUUCGUCCAUACCAUGGGUUUUGAUUAUGUCAUGCAAUCCGUUGUCAUUUCAAUGCGGUAUCGAUGAACCAAAACUGCCGCCUCAGGGCUUAGGUUUGCCCACAAAUGGUGACCCGAAAGAGUGGUCUCGCAUAAGACAAUUGUUGGAUAAAUCCAUGAGCGAUGGUUGGACUGAAUAUAACUCAUGGCUCGUAUCUAAAGGCAUACCAUCACUGCCUCAAUACAAAACGAUUCGUUGUUCGCCUUUUCUAAACAUUUACAUAUUUCCCGAAGAACUCGAUUACACAGAUAUUAGACAAUUGCCGGACAAUUAUCACCGCUUCGAUCACUUCAAGCGAACGGCAAGUGAGGAGACGUUUGAAGUGCCAGAAAGUCUUCGGCAAAAGCCGGGAAAGUUGGUCUACCUGUCAAUGGGUUCGAUGGGAAGCGGAGACAUACAACUGAUGAAGAGAUUGGUCUCCAUUUUGGCCAAAUCUAAGCACCGGUUCAUUGUAUCGAAGGGUGUCUUUCACGAAGAGUACGAAUUGGCGGCCAAUAUGUGGGGCGAGAAAUAUUUGCCGCAAAUCAAAAUCUUGUCGAUCGUUGACCUAAUCAUAACCCACGGCGGGAACAACACUCUAACCGAAACCAUGUAUUUCGGGAAACCCUUUCUAGUAAUGCCCCUAUUCUUCGAUCAAUUCGAUAACUCGCAGAGAAUUGUUGAAAAGGGUUUUGGUUUACAAUUAGAUCCAUACAAAUGCAGUGAAACUGAUUUAUUGCAAUCAAUUGAUUCCCUACUAAACGAUCAGUUAUUAAAACAAAAGCUCAUUAAAGCCUCACAACGGAUACAAAACGAACAAAAUAUCUUAAAACUACCAAAACUUCUGGAAAGUAUAGCACAACAGAAAUGA